AUGGUUCUCGCCUCCAAUGAAGUUGUGUUUAUAAAUUUUUAUGCUGAGUGGUGUAAAUUCAGCAAUAUGCUUAUGCCUAUAUUUGAUGAUGCGGCCGAGGAAGUGACUAAAGCCGGGUAUGAUACUGGUAAAGUGGUAAUGGGUAAAGUAGACUGUGACAAAGAAACUACCAUAGCAACAAGAUUUCAUAUUUCAAAGUAUCCCACUCUUAAAUUGUUCCGAAAUGGUUUACCAGCUAAAAAGGAGUAUAGAGGACAACGGUCAGUAGAAGCCUUUGCUGAAUUUAUCAAAAAGCAGUUAACUGACCCAGUUAUUACAUUUUCCUCUCUGAAGGAGCUACAGAAACUGAGUGAAGACAAGAGACAUAUUAUUGGAUACAUGGAUAGACGUGAUCAACCUGAAUAUGAGAUGCUUCGAAAAGUUGCAGCUAGUCUUAAGGAUGAAUGUAUAUUCCACGCUGGUUUUGGUGAUGCAUCCCAGCAAAUGCAUCCUCCGGGCCAACCUGUAGUUGUAUUUAGAGCUGACACGAAGACUUCUGUUGAACCUGAUGAAACAUACCUUGGAAGUUUGUUAAACUUUGAUCAGCUAUAUCAUUGGGUUCAACAGAAGUGUAUCCCUCUAGUUAGAGAGAUAACAUUUGAAAAUGCAGAAGAACUGACAGAAGAAGGAUUGCCAUUCCUUAUCCUGUUCCAUCACCCAACUGACACAGAAAGUGUGAAAAAGUACAAAGAAAUUAUUAACAGAGAGUUAGUGGAUGAGAAAGAUAAAAUAAACUUCCUCACUGCUGACGGUUUACGUUUUGAACACCCAUUGCAUCAUCUCGGAAAAUCUGUGUCCGAUCUACCGUUGAUUGCCAUUGACUCCUUCAGGCACAUGUAUCUCUUCCCUGACUAUAAUGAUAUGGAAGUACCCGGAAAAUUAAAACAAUUUUUAAAUGACCUCUAUUCAGGCAAAUUACACAGAGAAUUCCACUACGGACCUGAAAACCCAGAAACUGCUACAAAAGAAAUAAAAGUGACCACUCCACCGGAAUCAACAUUCAAGAAAUUAGCUCCAUCCAAGAACCGAUACACUCUUCUUAGGGACGAGUUAUAAAAAAAAACUGUUACUAAUUAAUUAGUAGAUCAGUUUUCCACUAAAACGCUAUUAUCUCAUUUUACAUUUUAUCAAUUUACAGUUUCACUAUAAUAUUUAUUAUAUAUUUUUAAUCUUAUGGUCUGGUUGAUAAAAAAUUACUAAUUCAUUGUAUUAUAUAGCAAGUGUACAUAUAUAUCGAAAGUGAUUUUCAAAUUAAAAAUUGUGUAGAUAUAUUUUAUAAUGAAUUGUUUAGUUUAUAUUUCGUGUCCAUAAUUUAAAGUGAAAAUGUAUUUUCUUAAACAAUGUUAGGUUUCAAUUUUCAAUAAAUAGGUAGUCAAGAAAUAGCUUACGAUUAGUUGUUUACUAUAUUUAAACUAUUAUGAUGCUAAUUUAAUCGUGACGACUUAAUGAGCUGCGUAUACUUAAAUAGCACACUUAGAUUCAGUUAUGUAAAUUGCAUGAUUAGAUUCAGUUAUGAAAUACAUUUCAAGAUCAAGACGUUGUCUGUAAAAUAUGUAAGAGAAAGUUUGUUUAGUGUGCAUAUGUUGUGAUUUGCAUUACAUAUUUACAAAUUGAUACCCUUUAAAACUGUCAAUAAAAUGUAUAUCUUAUA
Molecule: messenger RNA, 1690 nt
Organism: Melitaea cinxia (Glanville fritillary)
Lineage: Eukaryota; Metazoa; Arthropoda; Insecta; Lepidoptera; Nymphalidae
Gene: ERp44
Product: endoplasmic reticulum resident protein 44
Exons: 6
Coding region: 1-1095 (364 amino acids)
Source: RefSeq, a predicted model, not a curated record